Molecule: messenger RNA, 2937 nt
Organism: Pyrenophora tritici-repentis Pt-1C-BFP
Lineage: Eukaryota; Fungi; Ascomycota; Dothideomycetes; Pleosporales; Pleosporaceae
Product: BglX, Beta-glucosidase-related glycosidase
Biological process (GO): glucan catabolic process
Molecular function (GO): beta-glucosidase activity
Source: RefSeq, a predicted model, not a curated record
AUGGCGCCUUACGAGUCGCACGAGCUGCGUCGCGGCAUACAGUAUGCCAAACUCGAUGCACCUGUCGACGACGAUCUUGAAACCCCGACGCGCUUCUCCUCAGAUUCCAACGGAACGCUAGAAGAUCUCGAGGAACACGAUCCCCUCGCAUUCGACAGCAAGAUACGGCGCAAGAAGAGCAAAGGCGACCUUAAGAUACGCCGAACCUCGUACAGGGACAGGGACAACGAGUCGGCCACGCCCUUCCCAACCCGCCCAGCAAAGUCUCGCAUCGCUCCAGGGCGGUUUUGCUGCUGGCUGCUGGUCUUCCUCGCAGUGACUGUCCUGAUACUUGCGACGGGAGGAAUCUGGGCAUACAAAGUUUCGGCGCCCGAAGAUGGUUUGAGUCCGCCGUGGUAUCCCUCGCCAAAGGGUGGCACCGAUAAGGCGUGGGAGGAGAGCUACAAGAAGGCGGCUGCACUCGUCAAGCAAAUGACGUUGCCUGAAAAGGUAAACAUCACAACGGGGACAGGAUGGGCUAUGGAUCUGUGCGUGGGCCAAACUGGGCGCGUUGAUAGGCUCAAAUUCCCCAGUCUGUGUCUGCAGGACGGACCGCUGGGUAUUCGCUUCGCUGACAACAUCACCGCCUUCCCCGCCGGCAUCACAACAGGGGCGACAUGGAACAAGGAACUCAUGUACCUGCGCGGCAAGGCACAUGGAAAAGAGGCGCGGCUCAAGGGCGUCAACGUCUUGCUUGGUCCUGCAAUGGGUCCUCUCGGCCGUAUGCCAGCUGGCGGUCGUGUCUGGGAGGGCUUCGGCUCCGACCCUGUACUCCAAGGCAUUGCUGCUGCACAAACCAUCAAGGGUAUCCAAGAAGAGGGUGUCAUGGCUACCGCCAAGCAUUACAUUGCUAACGAGCAGGAACACUUCAGACAGGCAUGGGAGUGGGGCCUACCCAAUGCCAUAUCUAGCAACAUCGACGACCGCACCCUUCACGAGAUCUACGCAUGGCCCUUUGCCGACUCUGUCAAAGCUGGUGUGACGUCCGUCAUGUGCUCGUACAACCAGGUCAACUCCAGCUAUGCCUGCCAAAACUCCAAGCUCCUCAACGGCGUCUUGAAGGAUGAACUUGGUUUCCAGGGCUUCGUUCAGAGUGACUGGUUGGCACAACGUUCAGGUGUAGCGAGCGCACUUGCUGGCUUGGAUAUGACUAUGCCUGGAGACGGUCUCAGAUGGGCCAAGGGCAACAGCCUGUGGGGCGGCGAGCUUAGCAGGGCCGUUCUCAACGGCAGUGUGCCCAUCGAUCGCGUCGACGAUAUGGUCACUCGAAUUGUUGCAUCCUGGUACCAGGUCGGACAAGACAAAUGGGAAAACGACGGGCCCAACUUUUCUUCUUGGGCCAAUGAUCGCAUUGGCAAACUGCACGAAGGCAGCCCUUCGAAUCACGAAACUGGUGUAGUGAACCAGUACGUCAACGCUCAAGGAGAAGGAAAGGAGGCUCAUGGGCAUUUGGUGCGUCGUGUCGCAGCCGAAGGCACCGUAUUGGUGAAGAACGACGGCAACACGCUACCGCUAGACCGCAAAGGCUGGAAGACCGGAAAUGCAAAGACAAAGUUCCGCGUUGGUGUCUUUGGUGAAGAUGCACGUUUGCCCAAGGAAGGUAUCAACCACUGCCCUGAUCAGAGCUGCAAUGAAGGAACGUUGGCCUCAGGUUGGGGGUCUGGUGCCGUCAACUUCACGUAUCUUGUUGAGCCGUUGUCUGCUAUCCGAGAAGCUUUCGACAACGAGACUGUUUACGUCACGGAUUGGCUGGAGAAUAAACUCCCCAGCACCAAGGAGAUUCUCGAGGACCAGGACCUUUGCAUUGUCUUCGCCAACGCUGAUGCAGGAGAAGGCUACGAGCGCUACGAGAACAUUCGUGGCGAUAGGCCCGAUCUAAACUUACAAAAGGGUGGAGAUCAGCUCAUCCAGGAUGUAGCCAAAGGCUGCGGCGAAGGCAUGGGCGACGUCGUUGUUGUUAUUCACACUGUAGGACCUGUCAUCCUGGAAAACUUCAUCGACAUCAUGAACGUCCGAGCCGUAAUCAUCGCCAAUCUACCCGGAACAGAGUCUGGUAACGCAAUUGUAGACGUCCUCUUCGGAGACGUAAACCCAUCCGGCCGUCUACCCUAUACAAUCGCAAAGAACGAGGACGACUACGGUCCAGGCAGCAAAGUCAAGUACCUCCCCACACCAUCCGAUGGUCUCGCGCCGCAACAAAACUUCUCCGAAGGCCUCUACAUCGACUACCGCUACUUUGACAAGCAAAACAUCACUCCACGCUACGAGUUCGGCUACGGACUUUCCUACACCGAAUUCUCCCUAUCGUCCCUCCUCAUCGAAGCAAAGGCCCCAAAGACCCCUCUUCCCAAAGCGCGUCCUGCAGGCCUAACACCACCAACCUACUCCACCGAACUGCCCAAUCCAGAAUCCGUGCUCUUCCCCCCAGGCUUCCACAAAGUAGAACGCUACAUCUACCCCUGGCUCACCUCCAUCAGCGGCAUCAAAUCCCCCUCCUCCCCUCCCACCCCAAUCGACCCCCCAUCCCCCCUCAGCGACGCAGGCGGCGGCCCCGGCGGAAACCCCGACCUCUACACCACCAUCCUCACCGCCUCCGUGUCGCUCGAAAACACGGGCGACAAGGACGGCGCACAAGUCGUCCAACUCUACAUCUCUCUUCCCCAAAACUACAAAGAUCCCGAGACGGGUGAGGAGGUUAAUUUCCCUGUUCGCGUGCUGAGGGGUUUUGAAAAGGUGGAGUUGAAGAUGGGGGAGAAGAGGUUGGUGAGGUUUGAUAUUAGUAGACGCGAUUUGAGCUAUUGGGAUGUGGGGAGGCAGAAUUGGGUGAUGCCUAUGGGUGUGUUUGGGGUUGGGGUGGGGUUUUCGAGUAGGGAUUUGAGGGUUGAGGAGACGUGGUGA